AUGGAUCAAGAAAAGAAAGAAUGUGUAUCAGACACACAGCAGUGGAUGAAUAAAGCAUUUGAUAUUGCGGAAUUAGCCCUUAGCAAUGGCGAAGUACCUGUCGGUUGUGUGUUUGUCUGUAGGAAUGACGUUAUAGCUGAUGGUGCAAACACAGUUAAUAGAACAAAAAAUGCAACAAGACACGCCGAGAUGAACUGCAUAGAUAUGGUAAUGCGUUCCUGUAAAAUAGCUGAUGUAGACUGGAGAAAAGUAUUCCCUGAAGUUGAGGUAUUUGUGACUGUGGAGCCAUGUAUCAUGUGCUGCAGUGCACUGUCAAGCCUACACGUUAAACGAGUGACAUACGGAUGCGACAAUUUUCGUUUCGGUGGCUGUGGAUCUGUCCUCGAUGUGCCACAGCUCACAGGCAAUCCACUGGUGACAGUGUCUGGAGUGCAGAAGGACCGUGCCAUUGCACUAUUGAAGCAGUUUUAUCAGGGCAGCAAUCCUAAUGCUCCCCCUUCCAAGAUUGCAAAGAAGGAGGCACGAUUAGAAAGGAGAGCCAUUAGGGAAAAGCAGGAUUGCGAGGACAUUCACUCCAAAACAGAAAGUGCUAUGAAUUGUCCUGUUCCUGACAAGUCUAACAAUCCUGGAGAAAGUAAUCACAUUGUGAACUGAAGCACUGAAGAUAAUUACUAUGUAUUUAUUUGUCGUAAUAAAGUACCCCAUAUCCUGUUA
Schistocerca gregaria is the source of this 714-nucleotide messenger RNA. RefSeq names its product tRNA-specific adenosine deaminase 2. Gene Ontology annotation, biological process: tRNA wobble adenosine to inosine editing. Bases 1 to 654 code for a protein of 217 amino acids. Gene Ontology annotation, molecular function: tRNA-specific adenosine-34 deaminase activity. The record is from RefSeq and is a predicted model, not a curated record. Gene Ontology annotation, cellular component: nucleus; cytoplasm. The transcript is spliced from 3 exons. Lineage: Eukaryota; Metazoa; Arthropoda; Insecta; Orthoptera; Acrididae.